AUGGACUCCUGCACUCGCGUGGUUGCCGCAUCGGCGCUUUUCCCCUUCUUUGCCAUCUUGUGGCCGUCCGGCCGUCCUUCUGACGCGCCCGGGGUCGUCGCGUCUGGCUUAUGCCCUUACGCCACUGCAUUCUCGUUCCGGUUCCUCGCCUACCUCGCGCUCUGCUUGCGCCGGCCGAAGGACCUCCGGCGCCGCUACGGUGCCUGGGCCGUCGUCAUCGGCCCGACGUCCGGCAUCGGCCGGUCCGUCGCCCUGGAGCUCGCCAGCCGGGGGCUCAACCUCGUGCUCGUCGACCUCAACGCCGCCAAUCUCAAGGAGAUCUCUCACACCGUCAGAUCUCGCCACGCCGUGCAUACCAAGAACGUGGUGUUCGACCUCUCGCUCGUUUCUACUGCCCAAGGUGACGAGGCGAUGCGGCGGCUCCGAGAGGCCGUGCUCCGCCUGUGCGUGGGAGUGCUGGUGAACAACGCCGGGGUGGCGAAGCCGGGUGCAGUGUACCUGCACGAGGCUGACGUGGAGGCGUGUGUGAGGAUGAUGCGGGUGAACCUGUGGGCGGUGGCGGAGGUGACCGCCGCGGUGCUGCCGGGGAUGGUGGAGCGGGGCAGGGGCGCCGUCGUCAACAUGGGCUCAGCCUCGUCGGAGGCCAUCCCCUCCUUCCCCCUGCACACCAUGUACGCCGCCACCAAAAGGUAUGUUGCUCAGUUCUCCAGGAGCCUUUACGUUGAGUACAGAAGCAAAGGGAUCGAUGUGCAAUGCCAGGCUCCAUUCUACGUGGCGACCAGGAUGGUGUCAAGGCUGGCGGAGACCGGGCGGGCCGGGCGCCUCUCUAUGUUCCUCAUCGCGCCGACGCCCGACGCGUACGCGAGCGCGGCGGUGCGCUGGAUUGGCCACGGCCCGCCCCUCUGCGCUCCCAACCUUGGCCACCAGCUCCUGUGGUGCCUCGCCGCCGUCGUUCCGGACUUCGUCCACGAUUGGCUCCGCAUGCGCGAGCACCUGCAGCACAGAGCGCUGGCUCAGAGACCGCCGAAACGUCGCGCCGGCGUGCCAACAACUCUAAAGUGA
Triticum dicoccoides is the source of this 1062-nucleotide messenger RNA. Its product is annotated as very-long-chain 3-oxoacyl-CoA reductase 1-like. NCBI's taxonomy places the organism in Eukaryota, Viridiplantae, Streptophyta, Magnoliopsida, Poales, Poaceae. The record is from RefSeq and is a predicted model, not a curated record. The transcript is spliced from 6 exons. The coding region runs from base 1 to 1062 and encodes 353 amino acids. Gene Ontology annotation, molecular function: ketoreductase activity. Gene Ontology annotation, cellular component: endoplasmic reticulum.